Messenger RNA from Stylonychia lemnae, 924 nucleotides. NCBI's taxonomy places the organism in Eukaryota, Ciliophora, Spirotrichea, Sporadotrichida, Oxytrichidae. The record is from the annotation of a GenBank genome assembly.
AUGGAAAAAUUCAGAAACAAUUUAAUCAUAUUUGGACUUUGCACUCUUACUUUUGUUAAUGCCUAUUACUAUGAAAAGAGAACUCUGAGUGACACUGUCUAGCUAACAAUGAACAGUCCUUCAAUAAAUUUUCAUCAAUAUUACUCAGAGUUUUCAGAGAUUCAGAACAUUAAUAAGAUCAUAAUCUCAUCAUACAAGUAGAAGGAAUCAGAUACCAGCUGUAAUUCAGCACCCAAGAAUUCCUACUGUCAAGAGUACAAUUUACAAUAAGUUCCUUUCGUGACACUAAAUUAAACAAUUAAAAACUGUAUGGAGGAUGCUUAUUUAUACAUUAUUCCAAAUGAAGCUACAAGCUAGGAUGAUUAAGCAGCCAUAAAAAUUCAUUUAAACUUGCUAUCAGAGGAUAAGUCUUGCAAUGGAUUUUUAAACAGUGACUAGUUGAUGUAGUGCACACCAUUCAAGGCAUCAGCUUGCCUCAACAUAAUUGAGUGCUCAAUGGCCUGUGGUGUUUUGGAAUGUUGGAGAGGUGAAGAGUUGUCACCUUUUACAGAGUUGACUAUUCCUAUUGAUUUAACAAAUGAUUAUGCUAAGAAUCUCUGCACAUUUUACAACAAUAUUCUGAAGUUCGAAAGUGCUUAGCCUACACUUAAGCCAUAUCAAACGUUUAUCCUAUCUAUUUUCCUAGUUUUAGUUAUGGUUAUCACACUUCUAGCAAUUUACUACAAUGUAUUUCUUGCUUAUAGAAAUAGACCUCCAUUCAGAGUAGUAAGGUUUUGCCCGCAUAUAUUAUUCCCAAGAGGAGAAAGAGGCUUAGGAAAACAUAAUGUAGAUCCAGACGGAGAUAAUAGUAGUUUUAUUGGUAGUAGAAACUACAAAUCCUUGGCAGGCAGUAGUAAAACCUUACCUAACUAAAAGAUUAAUUGA